This is a messenger RNA of [Candida] anglica, 230 nucleotides long. The record is from the annotation of a GenBank genome assembly. Lineage: Eukaryota; Fungi; Ascomycota; Pichiomycetes; Serinales; Debaryomycetaceae.
CUUGUGUUGGAGGUAUUAUUCUUGAGGUACCAAAAAUUCCUUAGUAACUCCUACAUAUGUAUGUCUAUGUAAUACCUGUAACUAAACGAAGAACUGUAAAACCAGUUACAUUUCUCAUUUUUGCUCCUUUUACUUUUACACUCUUAGUUUACCAUAUGAAAAUACUAGUGUUUCAGAUGUUUCCUAUAAUCAAUCCCCAAAUUGAAAUUAGCAACAGUAAUUCAUUGUAA